Molecule: messenger RNA, 1254 nt
Organism: Brugia pahangi
Lineage: Eukaryota; Metazoa; Nematoda; Chromadorea; Rhabditida; Onchocercidae
Source: the annotation of a GenBank genome assembly
AUGAAAGCCAACUACCAAAAUUUCCCUCAACAAAUCGAAAUUAAAAGAGGGUGCCGUAUCGGAAGAAAGUAUGUCUUACUCGAUUCGGUGGCUAAUGAGACGAGGGCAGUAUGUAUGCUCAAAUUGUAUUGUGCUCUUUUGUUCAGUCUUUAUGUUUGCCAAUCUGUUCAUCGGAAUCUAGAAAAGCAAGAGUGUUCUAUAUCGGAAGCGGAUGCUGUCGAAUACUCCAACUGUCGCGAAAAAAUGCAGUGGAUGGAGAAAGAAUGGCGAACACACAAAUGUUAUGCAUUUUAUGGCGUAAAUGGAACAUCCUACCUUUCCGAGGUCGAGAAGUAUUGCCCGGUUUUGUCAUGGCGAAAGAUUGUAAAAAAUGGCACUGCAAUUUCUCCUGAGAAUAGAAAUCCCGAGAUGAAACGAAUUCUGUCAGGACUUUUAAAACUUAUGUUUGAUAAUGAAUUAAAUUAUAAGUUUAUAAGGACCCGGAUUACUCUUUUGUGGCCUAAGUGGUUGAGUGCGUACAAUGAAUUAAUGAUCAAGUGGCCAAAAGUCGUGUCUCUACAACGAAAACUGAAUAUAAUCAUGCAUAUGGGCUCCCUGAGUAGGGAAUCUGGUUUCAAAUUCGGCCAGCUAUCAUCAACAGGUGGGCCACUUGGAGAACUUGUGCAGUGGUCUGAUUUGAUUGCAGCACUUUAUCUUUUGGGCCACAAUCUUAUGAUCUCUACUGAAGUUAGGACACUGAAAAAAAACAUAAAAAAAAUCGAUGAUAUAUGUCCUUGUCCGCUUCAUGAUAGAGAAGUAAUUAAUCUCCUUUUCACUGAUAUCGUUGGCCUCAAAUAUCUUCGUGGAAAAAUGAAAGAUUUUUUUAACAGAAUGAAAUGUAAGCUACGAAUUCUAGAUUCGUUCGGCACGCAUGCAGAAUUCAAUUCUCGAAUUUAUUUUGCUGCUCAUAAAAAUUUACUGGGUGGGUCAAGAAAAAAUCCGUGGGGUAACCAUCAGUUAGAUUUGCAGCAGUUCAUGACGAUGUACCCGCAUACAGAUGAUAACACAUUUCUCGGAUUUGUAAUGGAAAUGGAUCCAGUUAAGCAAGAUAUCAAGAAAAAUAAUAUUACGUUGGUCCUGCGCCAUUGGAAGCUAUUGCAAACGGUGUUGUUUUCAUCAGUCCUUCGUUUAAUCCGCCGAAAUCUCGGAAAACAUCCGAUUUCUUCAAGGACAAGCCAACAUGUUCGACUGGACUUUAGCAAGUUGCAUUGCUGA